AUGGCAGCAGCAGCGCAGGUCAGCAGAGAGGGUCCCAUCCCGGCAUUCGAUGAGUACGUGCCGCCGGCGUACCUCGCCGCGUUGCGGAGCCACCCAUCGAUGGUUACUGUGGGCGGCGUGGAGGGUCUGCAGCUCGCCACGGCCCCCGAGGCCUAUGCGGAUUUGCUGUCGCCUCAGGCCCUCAAUUUCGCUGUCGAUCUCUACCGCCGAUCUCUCACCUUCCAGCAUGCCCUACAGCCGGCCCUGGCCCACCGCAAGAUGAAGAGGAACUGCCUCAAUCGUGCCGCUUCUGCCCUCGCCGAGGCAUCAUCACAGCACAAGAAUCAGGCCAAGGUGGCGCUGCAAGAUGUGCGGUUGGACGAUGGUACGGUGGCGCUGGGCUACCGGCCCGACACCAAAGGGCUCCGCGACGACCUCUCGUGGAAGGUGGCCCCCAUUCCGGCCUCGUUCGCGCGCUUCCACGACACCAUCACGGCCCCGCCUGCCGCCCUGCCCAUCGCCAAGGCCCUCGGCUGCGGGGUGCACUUCCUCAUGGUCGACUUCGAGGACUCGUCCACCGUCGCCUACGAGAGCCUACUGGCCGGCCUCCACGCCUGCACCCUGGCCAACCGCCGUCAGUUGGUCGCGACCAGCCCCAAGGGCAAGCGCUACGCGGUCACUGACGACGGCAAGCCUAUCUCGACCGAGAUGCUGCUGCGCUUCGAGGGCCUGCACCUCCCCAACGCCCACUUCCUGGUAGACGGCUUCCCCAUGCCGGCCCACAUCGUCACCAUCGCGCUCUACCUCUACCACAACUGGCAGCCGCUCCAGCGCAUUGGCAAGACGCCGGCGUUCUACAUUCCGAAGCUGGAGACCUUCGAAGAGGCGGCCUACCUGGCGGAGCUCUUCCGGGCGGCCGAGGCGCAGCUGAGCACCGCGUCGCGCGGCGCCUACAGGCCGGGUGCCCUCCGCUGCCUGGCCAUCGUCGAGAACGUGUUCGCGGCCUACCAGAAGGAGGAGAUCCUGUUCGCCCUGCGCGACUACAUCGUGGGCCUCAACUGCGGCUGGCACGACUACAUGGCCUCCAUCGGCGCCGUCCACCAGAACCUGCCCUCCUUCACCAUGGCCCCCAAGUCCAACCUCAGGUCUUCAUCCCACUACAUCGUCAUCAUCACCUUCACCUUCACUUUCACUUUCAUCUUCUUCAUCGUUUUUCAUCACCUGGAGGCCUACCAGAUGGGCGUGGUGGACGCGUGCAAGAGGCGCAGUGCGAUCCCCAUCGGCGGAAUGAACGGUAUGGUGCCGCCACGCGGCCCGCACGCCAAGGCCUCGUGGGAGAGGAUCGUGCCGGCCUUCGCCCAGGACUUCAACGUCCAAGUUGACCGCGGGCUCGAGGGCUGCUGGUUGGCUAUGCCCAAGCUGGCGCCGGUGAUCUUGAAGCUGAUCGCCGACAUGGAGGAGCGCAAGCGGAAGCAGUCGCCCGAGCAAAGGAAGGCCGAGCACAUGAAGAUCGUCGAGAGGAUCAGGCAAAUCACGCACGAGAAGAUGUUGGUGUCGGGUCUGGAUUACGAGGUGUCCAAGGAGGAGGACUGCGAGCGCAACCUGUCGGACGCUAUCCAGUACCUCACCUCCUACCUCGCGGGCAACGGCUACGUGCCCAUCACCAAGACCUUCCCCGACGGCGUGCCCGUCACGCUCGUGGAGGACGCCGCCACCCUGGAGCGUUCUCGCAGGGAGCUGUGGAGCAUGCUUCGCUACGGUAAGGAAGUGCUCCUGGCCAACGGCCAGAAAGUUCCGCUGUCGAGGGAGCUGCUGGACAAGCUGGUGAAGCGCGUGGUGCAGAAGGUGAAGGCCAACAAGCUCGACGUGCCGUUCAAUGCCCACACCAAGAUCCCGCUCGACGUCGCCGUGCACAUCGUGUACCAGCUCGUCACGUCGCCCCAGCCGGCCGACUACUUCACCGUGUUCGCCACGCGCUACCUACUCGCGCCGUUCAAGCUCGACCUCAUGGAGGUGGAGCGUCUGGGCAACGUCGACCGCUUCCCCUUCCUGCGCAUGGACAACCUCAUGAAGGGCGCCGAGCUGCUCUUCAUCUCCAACGAGUCCUUCGCCCCCGCCUCCAACCUCCUCAAGGAAACGUACCCGAUCUUCGUGCCUCACUCGUUCGGAUCGGAGGGACAGAUCUACGACGGCUGGGAGACAGUGCGACACAACAUGUAUCCUCCUGAUUUCGUGAUUCUGAAGCUGGAUGCGCCCUCGUUUGUUCACGGCGUCAACAUCGACACGGCCCACUUCGACGGCAACUAUGCCCCCGGUGGUUCGGUCGAGGGUCUCGUGCUUGUGGAGAGAAACAAGCGAUUGCUGCAGAAGUGGGUGACGCUCGUUCCUCAUUCCCUGCUGAAGGGCAACUCGCGCAACUACUUCGCCAGCAUCGCCACUACCGUGCCCGUGGUGAGCGUCAAGCUCAACAACUUCCCCGACGGUGGUAUCGCACGGCUUCAACUCUUUGGCGCCAAGACGGACGAAAAGGUGGCGGACAUGUCCAACGCGGAGUGGACACACCUGGUGGCCCACGAAUGGAUCGGCAAGCUGCAGCCCACCACCGGCUUCCCCGCCCACUUCCAGCCGCCCGAGAACUCGGCGCUCGACGUCGCUCCGCCGGCCCCCGUGACCGAGCGACAGCUCAAGGAGGCCCUGCCGUCUUCCUUCGCCUGGGGCAAGGGCGACGGGCUGGUGGACGUGGUGAGCGUGGACGCGCCCGGCGGUGGCGGUAAGGUGGUGGCGAGCAGCAGCGCGCACUACAGUGUGCCGAGCAACAUGCUCAAGGCGCCGCGCGCGCUGAACAUGGGCGACGGCUGGGAGACGGCGCGCAUGCGUGGACAGCCCGACUACGGUGUGUUCCACCUCGAGGGUCCCGUGCUGAGCGACUACAACUGGACCCUCUUCAAGCUCAGCCAGGAGUGCGUGAUCAAGAAGAUCGGCGUCGACACGCUCCACUUCAAGCACAACAACCCCAUCGCCUUCUCGCUCGAGGGCUGCUACGAACCCGGCCUCACCAAGGACAACUACCACUCUCGCGGCAUCAAGUGGACGAGCCUGGUCAAGCCGAAGGCGCUCCAGCCGCACCUGGAGCACCCGUUUGAUGCGGAGCACGAGGGGCGCGUGACGCACGUCCUCCUCAAGAUCUACCCCUGCGGUGGCAUCUCCCGCCUCCGCCUCUUUGGCAAGCCCGCCAAGGCCUCCGCCCUGUAA
Acanthamoeba castellanii str. Neff is the source of this 3231-nucleotide messenger RNA. Its product is annotated as allantoicase repeat domain containing protein. The transcript has 15 exons. Gene Ontology annotation, biological process: glyoxylate cycle; allantoin catabolic process. The coding region runs from base 1 to 3231 and encodes 1076 amino acids. Gene Ontology annotation, cellular component: cytoplasm. Gene Ontology annotation, molecular function: allantoicase activity; malate synthase activity. The record is from RefSeq and is a predicted model, not a curated record. NCBI's taxonomy places the organism in Eukaryota, Discosea, Longamoebia, Acanthamoebidae.